UUCGAGGUUUUAACGCAAAAAAAAAAAAAUGGCGAAGAACGACAAUGGCUGCGACAAGUUUUUGUCAUCGCUAAUCUCCGACAUCAAAUCGUACUCCGGAAAGGACCCUCUUCUUCCAUGGAUCCGAGGGGUUAAGAAGAUGAAGGAGAACUUGUCGCCUCAGAUUUUGAACGAGAAGCUACCGCGGUUUCUGCAGAAAUGUGCACAGUCGUUUGAAUCCGACAAGAGAUAUAGGAACGAUUCACGGUAUAUCCGUGUUUGGUUGCAGCUGAUGGACUUUGUAGAAGAUCCAAAAGCUCUGUUAAGAACCAUGGAAGCAAACUGUAUAGGCACCAAGAGGCCAUUGUUCUACCAAGCAUAUGCACUCUACUAUGAGAAAAUGAAGAGAUUCGAUGAUGCCGAGAAAAUGUAUCGUCUUGGAAUGCAAACCCUUGCUGAGCCAAUGGAUGAGCUACAGAAAUCAUACGAGCAAUUCCUUAGUCGCAUGGAGAAGCACGAGAAGAAGAACAUUCAGCGCCAGGAAUUAAAAACCACCAAAAGACCUCUGUCUGAAAAGAGCCUCCCUCUCGAAUCUGAUGGAACCAAACGAAACAAAGAGAGUUUACAGACUACAAAGCCAUCUGAGGAAUCUGACUUCGCCAAGGUUUCGCAGAAUGACUCUCGCAAUAUGUCCACAAAGCAACCGAUGUUUACGAGGCAAAUCUCUGAGCCUAGGUUGGCUGGAAAUGACGAUACGGUUGUUGUGAAGUUUGUUGAUACAGCCAUUGUAGGAAAGUCUGAAGCAGAAGAUGUGUGCCAUCAUGGUUUGGUGGAUCCAACGAUAAACAUGAAGGAAGCUAUGAAUGCGAUUAACAACAUGUUCAAAGAGCCUAUAGAAACUGCUCCAGUUCACAGAAGAUCACAGAGAAACCAACACAAGGAAAAUCAAAGCUUCAACAAUGGUUUUGAAGUGUUUGUGGACGAGAAUCUUGAAAACGGAACAAGGUCACGAGAAAAAGCAAAGGUUGGUAGUUGUCAGGCAUCUCAGGCAAAUCAAGAGCCCUUUGAGAUAUUCAUCGAUGACGACAACUGUGAUGAAAGUGCAGAUGGAAAUGAUGAGGUCGGCGUUUCAGAUGAAAAGGGUUUCAUUUUUCUACGUCCUAAGGACCAUUCAUCUGAAAGCUCGGAAGAAGCAGACAUAGACAGCCCUCCUAAGACUAGGUUCAGGGAAGACACAGUUGUCCAUAGAUUUGUGGGCUCAACCAUUUCCGAAGAGCCAAUGGUCGAGAACGUAUGUCACCACGGCCUUGUAGAUCCGACAAUCAACUUGAAAGAAGCCAUGGAAGACAUAAACAACAUGUUCGGAAAGCCGAUAGAUUUUGUCAGGCCCAAGCGGUCCAAGAGGCUGGAAAAACCAGCAGAAAAGAAACCUGAUCCUUCCGGAGGAUUUCUAAUACUUGAGGAUGAUGAGGAUGAGCUUGAAUAUCAAGAGAGCAACCCAACUCAGAUGCCAACCAAUAAACCGAGCGAGCGUGAUUUGUUUGAGCCAACGAUGUGCACUAAGGAAGCUGUGGAUGAGAUCAACAAACUGUUCACAAUGCCAAUGGACUUCUAGGAACAAGGUAUUCCAUUCACUUUCCUUCUGUUGUAUUGUUUGCUACGUUGAGAUUAUAUCAGGAUUAUCCUUGCAAACAUGUUUCCUGUUGUUUUAACUGUGGGAGUGUCUUUGUUGUUAUUGACUUAUAAAUUACAUACCGAGUGUUUUAACCUUA
Tarenaya hassleriana is the source of this 1751-nucleotide messenger RNA. Its product is annotated as probable inactive serine/threonine-protein kinase bub1. Gene Ontology annotation, molecular function: protein kinase activity. The record is from RefSeq and is a predicted model, not a curated record. Bases 29 to 1594 code for a protein of 521 amino acids. Gene Ontology annotation, biological process: mitotic spindle assembly checkpoint signaling; meiotic sister chromatid cohesion, centromeric. Lineage: Eukaryota; Viridiplantae; Streptophyta; Magnoliopsida; Brassicales; Cleomaceae. The transcript has 5 exons.